AACACGCCGACUUCAUGAGAUAUAUCGUAAUCACCUCUUUUUAUUUGGUGAAUAAUUGGAUUAUCAGUAAGUCCUAUCAAUUCGAAAGUCUUCUAUGACAAUAAUCUUUUAAAACACCAACGUUUUGGAGGAACUAUUAGGCCCUAGCUGCGACAGAUUCGCCCGGCAGAUUCAAGGUGAAAUUUUUAUCAAUCCAUGCAGAAUCUAUUGGCGGUCGAAAAAUAUUACGCAUAACAUACCCACACAAUGGGAAAUAAACAGAGCGCUGAGAGGUCGAAAUUAACCACAUUACCAAAGAACCAUAAACGAUGGUGUGUCUUUGGAAUUGUUCUCAACCAUGUCGUCGUUCCCGCAAUACGUCCUUUUCUAGAGCAGGAAAUUCUCAACGAGUACAACUACCUUAAAUUGAACCACAAUAUUCAUGCUCAGACCAAACACAGCUUUCCUACAUCGAUAUACCCAGCUGGUAAUGCUAUGAAAUACGAGAACAUCAACGGGAAUGAUACCAAGCUAAAAGCCCCGCAUCAUAGAAAGUUUGAUUACUCCAAGUUUGACUACAAAGUUAAUUCCCAUGUUGACUUUGGCAAACUCUUUCUGCAGAAUCACAUGGCUAAGCUCAGCGCAUUUGAUGACACCUGUGAUGCAUCCGCUGUGCUUAAUCUACUUGGAAAAGUUCCUGUGUUUUCUGUUGCUCUCCAAAAUGCUGCAAAUGUUGUCAGAGAGGGUAGAAACACUUGGGCACAUUGUGAUUUUACUGAGUGGGAUGAAUCCAACUUCAAGAAGAGUUUUGACGACAUGGAAAAACUGCUAAGAGAAGUUGGUUUAUCUCCUGCAGAUGAAUUGAAAGUUUUAGCCGAUCUUAAUGACUGGAAAGCCAAAGGUGUUGCAUUGUGUAUGAAUGCUUCAAUUGAUUCGGAGCUAGUCAAAGUAAUGCAAGAACAUGUUACUAAAUUGUCAAGUGACGUGAACAAGAUGGCGUUUGAGAGUCAAGAAGAAUUGUGUAAUUUGAAAGAAAUUUUGGAAAAUACUCACCAAAAUUUACAAAAUUGCGAGAAACGAGUGGAAAAUAUGGAGCUUACCCAGGAUACUAUGCAACAUGAACUAAGUUCCACAAUUGACAAAGUAGAACAAUUGAACACCAAUCAAAAAGUUAUCCAAAAAGAACAGAGUUCUAUUUCAGCCAGAGUUGAUUUACAUCAGACCGGACAUGAAGCCAUUCAACAACGUUUCACAAAAAUAGAGGGCCGACAGAAUAUUUCUUACGGUUUCUCCGAUUGUACUUCUGACAUUGAAUAUUUUGCUGGACGUUACGAUCCAGAUACAAGACUUUGGCUACUGCAAGAUUUCAACAAGUGGUUUAGUGAUUCUGGUAACUCCAGAGCCUAUGUGCUGCUGGGUGAUGCCGCAGUUGGCAAAAGUGUCGUGGCUGCUGUCGUUGCUCAGAGAGCAAAGAAGAAUGGAAGCAUGGCAGCAGCGUACUUUUGUCGUCACUACGAUGGUACACGUCGUGAUCCCAGGUAUCUGCUUGGUACUAUCUCUUAUCAACUGUGUAUUUGUAAUAGUGAAUAUGAUAGAGUUGUAGGAGGAGAGUCCGCGAUACAAAAUAUGUUGACUAAUACUAAGCUAGGAGUUCACGAGCUGUUUACAAAAUUGCUAGAAGAGCCAUUAAGUAAAUGCGGUCUUAUUCCGAAGAAACUUGUCGUGAUUGAUGCACUAGAUGAAGCAGAAUAUUUGUCCAGAAAAGAUUUUCUUGAUCUCAUAAUUAACCGUUUUCUCAUGCUUCCUAAAUGGCUCGUUUUCUUCAUUACUAGUCGACCGGAGGACAUCGUCCAUUUCCAAUUGCAAACGUACAACCCAUGUAUUCGAAUUUGUGCAGGUAAUAGCAAAAGUGCAGGCUUUUAUAAACAGCAUAAACAGGAUAUUCAGCGCUUUUUAGAGAAUAAGUUAAACUUUGUGGGUCUGCCCUACACUGCUGAACAACUAACAGAAAAAUGCAAUGGAAUGUUUUUGUACGCUUUUUACAUUGCGGAACAUCCUGACCAGAUUAAGGAUGGUGCACAUAUUUUCCCUGAUAAUAUUAACGAAUUCUUCUACAAAAAUUUCGAACGCGUCAAAGAAAAAAUAGGUGACCCUAUCUAUAGGAAAUUGUUUGGCUGUGCUUUGGUGGCACCUUCUCCACUUCCUGUUUCAUUUAUUUCGUUUCUUUUGAAAAGAGAAAACAACGCUCUAAAUGAGCAGGAAGUCAUUGAUGCUGUUUCGCUGUUUGUUGCCUUACGAACUUCAGAUAAAACUUUUGCGUUUCUUCACGGUUUGAUUCCGUCCUGGUUAUCUGAUGAACACAAGGCGUCUCGAGAAUUGUUUAUUGACAAAGUUGUGUCAAGCAGAUACUUUACAAACAUUAUCGUUGAAUUUCUCCAUUCUUUUCUUGAAGAACAACAAAAUGACCCUUCGUUUGACGACACUUCACGCGAUGUAGUGACAUAUAUCUUAGUUAUUGGAUUUCGUUUGUUGUAUCAGUCAGGUACAGAUGUGUCUGUGCACUCCGAAAUUGUUUUUAGGUGCCUGACAAACUACUGCUUUCUUAAGCAGCGAUUAGAAAAUAACAAACUAGGAAUUUAUUCUCUCCUUGAAGAUCUAGAGCUAUCUGUUGCCAACAUAGGGUUUCAUCAGGAGAAAAAAGCUAUCCUAGAUAACAUCGCUUCGGUUCUUAGGGAAGACAAAUAUAUUGUUCUUGGAAGUUCUGAACUUCUCGCCUCUUGUCUCCAGAAAGCAUCUCAGCUUACACAGGCCAAUAUUAGGCCACCAAAUUUUUUAGCUCUCAGUGGAAUUAUCCAAGGCCAGUCAUGUAAUGCAUUCGAUCAUGCUGUCUCUGUGAAAAAUAUUUUUGAUGGCAUGCAGUUCUGUACAUUUUCUCAUGACAAACGCUUCCUUGCUGGAGCGAAAGGACAUUUUAUAUUUUUGUAUCAUUCGGUUUCUUUCCAAAAAAAAUUCGGGCCAAUUGAAGUGGUGUUUGAAAAUGACCAAGAUAUAUCACAUUUGGAAUUUUCUCCAGAUGACGAAUUCAUAUUUUUUGGGAGACUUGACCGAUGGUUAUCGGUGGAGGAGGAACGUGUCGUGGAGAAAACUCAGUUUACGGGGAACUUUAAGUGUUAUGAAUGGGGUUCGUUUAUUUCUAAUGGCCAAUAUAUUGCGGUGAGUGGGCAAAUUCCUAAACAUCCAGUUUGUUUGCGUCACAUGCUUUCUAGAUGGGCAAUUAAGGAGUUGGCUUUAUAUGGUGAUAGAGAAUUUUGUCCGGAAGACAGAUGGUUAGGUUAUACUCGGGAAAUGCAUCAUGAAAUCCUCUUACCGUUUUCUGAAAGCCACAAAAAUUGUGAGAACUAUGAAGAACUUGACAAUCCGGAGAUGGAUAUUCGCGAACGAAUUUCUUUUUAUUAUGCUGAUAUCUUUGAGCGUCAAAUCUGGAAUGUCGAGACUGGAAGGCCUGUGUUAGAAGAGAUGUUUUCCUCGCAGAUAAAGUCAAUGCCAUUUUUCUAUCUUUGGCACAUUUUUUCUGUCAUGCCUAUUGAAUAUAUCAUAUCACAUGCAGAAGAUAUUGCGCUUCAUGACAUUGCAAUAUUUCACGCCUUUUAUAGAAUUUUUGGUCUUUCGAUCACUGUAUUGGAUGAUCUGCCAAUUGACUAUCUAAGCAUCAGUGAGGAACGUUUUUUUGAUAUCUUUUUUGAGGGAUGUCUGCAUUUAUAUUUAUCGGAUUAUGUAAAUGCAAAAUUACGUAAGGAGCAAGAGACCAUCGACUUUUCUCCGUGUGCGUUAACUGUAGAAGAAGAUCUGUUGCCAAGUGAAAGUUUCAGAGAGAAAAGUCUUCAUUACAUUUUCCAUCAAGGUUUAGAACCUUAUCUAUCGAAAAAAAUAGGUCGUCGUUCAAAGAAGCACUGUUUGUUUAGCCGGUUUUCCUCGAGUAGCGAAGAUGAUAGCCAAGAUUUGUCUAAAAUUUCACUUCAUAAUAGGCCGGUUUCAAAUAUAUUGUCGUCUCUAUCAGAGCUGAAAGAUUUGUACAGCAAAUAUACUCUUCUCGCAGGAACUGUAGACAAAGAUCUGUUAAAACAGUAUUCUGCAGGUAAAAGUGUAAAUGUUUUGUCUAUAAGGUGUUUUGGUUAUUCUGAUAGUUACACUACUCCGAAACAGCUUGUAGUUAGUAAUAGUAAGUUCAAGCUGUUUGAAGAGAUACACGAAAGUAUUUGGAAAAAUCGUCCAACUGCGUUACUUGAAAUGAAAAUGGUGGACAAUCUUGCUUUCAUCCACGACGAUUAUAUUAUCUACGUUUCUGGGCAGAAAUUGUUUGCAGUUUCUCUUCAGACAGGCACAGAGAUUGAAAGUACUUCAACAGUAGUUUCGUUUCCUUGGUCUUUUGAAUACUACCACCACGUGCACAGUAAAUUUCGAUAUAUUUUCAAAGGCUUUAACAAUGAGGCCAAAGUUGUUUCAUUACAAGAUUUGCCUGGAGAAUUUGUUCGUUAUUGGUUUAGAAAUUAUACUAAGCCAAUUCAGCCAAAUAAAGUUACAUUCACCUCACCUGAUUCAAUUAUAUUUCUCUUUGCCGAUGGGUUGUGCCUGUCGUACAACUUAACCGAUAAAGACAUGAUCCAGCAUGACAUUCGAUACUUAGGUAAGAAUGAGCACUCAACAAAGGACUUCGUGAAGAAAUGUACUUUUUCUCAUGAUGGAAAAAUAAUCGCCAUGCACCAAGGAUCUGAGCUCAUUUUAUUUAAAGGUGGAAAGUUUCUUUGCUCAGUUUUUAAUAUCAAAGAAGAACGCGAAUACCGUAUUCCUUAUCUAAUAUUCUCAACUGACAACUCUUUACUUCUUUUUUGCAUCCAAAAAGGUGAUGGUGAGAUUUAUGGCCAGCCUUUCUACGUAUGGGAUGUGACGAAUCGCGUUUUUUCUCACCUUAUACGCCUUCCGUAUACCACGAUGCGUAUAGAAAGUGUUUGCUUUUCUUCAGAUAUUACCAAGUUGUAUUUCUGUAACGCAAUGUCUGUUCUUGUACUAGAUUACCCUCCAAAUAGUUCUUUCAACCUUGUGCACAUGCCUAACGUGCAUCGCAUAGCAUAUCGUAAAUGUAAUUAUUGCACCGUCUCGUCUGACAAUAAGCUUCUUGCUUGCUGUAUUGGUAAUAAGAUUCUCAUCCUCCCUGUUAAUGGUUCAAAUAGUUUUUGGAAUGUGCCAAACAAUCAUACGGGUAGAAUUGAAUAUUGCAAAUUUCUGCGAGAGAAUCGCUAUCUGAUAUCUUACGGUGUCGAUGGUGUUGUGUUUUUGUUUGAUCUCUCUGUGUGGAAAUCCAUCGCAUACGUGAGUCAAGAAUCGAUUAUCAGCAUGGCAAUGUCUCCAGAUGAGGACAAAAUUGUUUCGCUUGGAUCUUCUGGUGAGAUAAGAAUGGUUAAACUCUUUGGGCUCAAAUACGGGCUGCCUCCAAAUUUCGAGUUACCCUCAGAUUUUCGUGUGCAAGCGAAUAACGAAAAACAAGAAUCGAAAAUUUUUCCACAAAAAUUUCCAUCAUCACUCGAAAAAGAUUAUUUGAUUGAUAUAACAUUUUCUGAUCAUAGCAAUAGCAAUACUAGCAGUGACGAAGAUUAAUCAGGGAAGAUUUCACCUUUGGCCAUGCACAUGCAGUAACAGGUUUCUUUUGAAAUUGCGAUCUAUGGUUUAGAAUGAUUUAGAAUGAUUUAGAAUGAUUUGGAAUGAUUUGUGGUUAGUCUUUAGUCGUUCAGUAUAGAAAAUCUUUUCUAUAGAGUCGGUGCAACUAGCUGAAGCUAAAACUUUGGCGAUGAUGUCCAUAGUAAAUCGAGGUAACAUAAAGAAAAAUUGAAGAAGCGAAAAAAAAUUAUUAGAAUAUGCAAUAUCUUUUUAAAACCAAAUAUCACAAAUUCAAAAAAUUGAUAGUAUACUAUAGCAUUGAGCAUUCGUGCAUGUUAACGUUAGCAAAAUACAGAAAUUUGAGAUUAUUUUUGCUUAUUACCAAAGCACGCAAUUGCAGGACUUGUUUAAAAGGUAAUUCUUUUAUAUCAAUAUCAUCCCGACUGAUUUGUAAUUGUAGCUGUAAUUACAAUGUAGUGUAUUUGGGCGAAAUUUAUUUCAUAACUCGAAUAUCUCUACUCAUCUUUCAAUCUUUUGCAAACCUACUGGCUUCCGACACCCAUUGAUUUCAAGCAUGAAUUCACUUAUGUAUCCCAUAUAAUUAUAAUGAUAACGCUUUUUAAUACUGAAUUGUGAGUUCCGUCAUUUCAGGACUUUUUCUGCCUCAUUAAAAAGCCACUUGCUUGCUUGAAUGUGGAAUUGUGGAUGCAAAAUUAUCGGAAGUGAACGGCUUUUCGAGAACAACUGAACUGCGGCGAGACAAGUAGCGACUGUUUUUACUAUACUUCGUUUAACUUGUCUUGCUAAUCUUAAUGGCUUUUACAACUAGCGCAGUUAUUGUUGGAUCUAUCUAACAAUAAGUUGGAAGUAUCUAUUUAUUCACUUUAGUCUAGACCUUUUUUGAAAAAUCUCCUAAAACCAAGAAAGAUUUACUCACGCUCAUUGUAUAUAUAGGACAGGAAAAAUGAUCGUGAUAAAGUAAACCUUCUUCAAGGAGAAGGCUUUGGGUGAAAACCACCGCUACCCUAUACUAAUUCAUAAAACCAAACCCCGGGUAUCGUAACCGUUCUUUGUCAUUUGAGGUGAUCUUGACCUUUCACUCAGUUAGUGUAAGUGUGAAUGGGUUUCAGAAUAUUUACACAUUCUUGUGCUAAAUGAAUUGUGAGAUAUGCCAAAAAUGCUGGGUCGGUUGUACGAUGGCCGGAUAGCGCUAUCCAUGCACCGAAAACACAGUUUUUUAUUCGCUCAAAAAUUAUUAUCGAAAUAGUAUUUCUUUAUUCAU
Molecule: messenger RNA, 6913 nt
Organism: Dendronephthya gigantea
Lineage: Eukaryota; Metazoa; Cnidaria; Anthozoa; Malacalcyonacea; Nephtheidae
Exons: 5
Coding region: 247-5631 (1794 amino acids)
Molecular function (GO): protein binding
Source: RefSeq, a predicted model, not a curated record